Messenger RNA from Cokeromyces recurvatus, 3298 nucleotides. RefSeq lists its product as uncharacterized. The record is from RefSeq and is a predicted model, not a curated record. The transcript has 9 exons. Bases 79 to 3207 code for a protein of 1042 amino acids. Lineage: Eukaryota; Fungi; Mucoromycota; Mucoromycetes; Mucorales; Mucoraceae.
GUUUCAACUACCUUUUAGCUGAGUCUCCAUCAAACACAAGAUACCAUAUAUAACCCUGUUAUAUUUUUACCCACAAGAAUGGAACUCAAUAAAGAUACUAUUGAAGCUUUAAAGAAGCGAAUAAUUGCAACUAAUACAAUACUUCAAAGCUUAAAAGUAGCUAAUGAAGAAUUGGAAAAACAUAAAACAACGAUUAACACACUAAACACCAAUUUGCAACAGAUUACACAACAAUCACAGGCUAACGAAAUUAAAUAUAACAACUCUCUGAAAGAAAUUGACUAUUGGAAACAAAAAGCAGAAACAAGUGAAACUUUACCAUCAGAUAAAGCCCUUAUUGAACAAUUAAAAGCAGACGUUGCUGCAAAAAAUAAGACUUUGUAUAACAAAACUUCAUAUAUAAAUCAACUUGAAGCAAAAUUAGUAAAAUUUCAGAAAAAUCAAGAGGGUGCUUCAUCCCUUUCUGGAAAGCCAGAUACAGGUUUAAAGAAAAAGAACGAAGAACUUAGUGCUCUUAAUAAACGAAUUGUUGCUCUUACCAAUGAAUUAAAUGUUGUAAAAUCAGAACUUAAUGAAACCAAGGCAGCCAAAGAACAAUUAGAAGAAGACAUUAUGGAGAUCAACAUUAAUAAUGACAUGAACGCUCAAUCACAACAAGAAGAAAUCGAUGAAUUAAAACAGAAAUUACAAAAUAAUAAGCUUUAUGAAGACAAUGAAGAAUUAAAAUCGAAACUUCAAGAUAAAACAAAUGAAAUUGCUAAUCUUAAAGAUUCACUUCGAUUAUUAACAGAGAAUAACAAACAAAAAGAUAUCUACCAGAAUCAAGCAAUUGAUAAAUAUAUGAAACAAAUUUCAGAACUCAAGUCACGUCUUAGUUCUGAAAAUACAUUGUAUUCUGAAAAUAAUAAGUUAAAGAAGCAAUUACGGCAAUUAGAAAUUGAAAAAGAAAAAAAGAAUGAAGAGUUAGAUGCUCAACUACAACAAGCACGAACUGAGACAGCCAACAUAAAUGAAGAAUUGGAGAAGGUCAAGCAAGAAUGUGUACAACUUAGAGCCAAAAUAAUCACAUCUCAAACUCGUAAAUCUCCUUCUAUAACAAAAUCUGUAAAGUCAACUCCUCCUACUAUAAACGCAGACAUCGUACAGCGUCUAUGCAAAUUACAAGGCGAAGCCAAGUAUUACAAAAAAGAAAAUGCUCAUCUAAGAGACGAAUUGAUGAAGUUACAUAUUGAAUUAGAAGCAGCUAAAAUGAAUACAGCCUCUGUAGAUUCUGCUUAUGGUCUUGAAGGUUCACCAAUGUAUAUUUCAUCUCUUAAUAAUAUGGAUGAUGAUUCCAUUGUCAUUUCUAGCCCUUUAGAGAAUGCUGCAGCACAACUUUUUCCUCCUUUAUCAGAGCCAACUCAUGUAUUAGACACUGAAAGAGCAGAAGCCACCGCAUCUACGGAAUUGGCCGUACAAAGUUCUAUAUCAGCAAACACAUCACUUGUAAGCUCCCCUAAGCAAAUAGGUUCACCAGUAGCACUAUCAAAUGCCACCUCUUCAGAAGCGAUAAAACCUAUACCAUCAGCAGCAAAAACAACUAGUAGUAUACCAAAUGUUGAUACUAAAAAGACUCCUGUAAAUAUGUCUGUUUCACAACUUAAUCCUAAUAUCAAUACAGCAUCCAUAACACCACUUGAUGCCAUUAUGCCUAAACUUUCUACUCUCAAUAACACAGAAUCAGGCAAACAAUUUAAUAAACGGGCUCAAAGAGGUAAAGCUAUGACUUCCAUUCCCAUGUCUUUAUCAAACACCUCUACUCCUCCAGUAACUGCAGUACGCUCUAUAGCAACAGUAAAUGCACCACUACCAGCGGCAACGACAAGCCGUAAAAUGGCAGCAGCUGGUAAACGUAAAGAGAGCAGAUUAAUGAAAUUUGUAAAUUCAAGGGAUCCAGCUAAAUUCCUUAGUCAAAAAAGAGAAGUAGCUUCGAAAAAGACUGGACAAACCUCUAAAAAACGUGAUAGUUCGCAAAUUACAAAUUCUGUUAUUGCUGCUCAAGAAGCGAUGCACAAGAGACAAAAAGCUGAUUUUCCCAUUAUGUAUGAUUUUCAACACAUGUGCUUUGAUCAGCGAAAAUUACCAGAAGCUUCAUUUUUUAAUGACAAAGCGGAACCUAUUAUGAAUGAAUUAGUCACCUUCCAAAAAAACUGUAGUUCUGAUCCAUAUUUUGAAAUUGUACAGUUUGAACAAUUUGGCGUUGAAGAUGUCUUGACUAUAGAGGUCUUUACAGGAAUGAAUUCAUAUGAAAAGUUGUUUGCUCUUUUAGUUGUAAGAAUGGGUCAUGUAAAUUUUUCAGAAUACAUAAAAUUUAUGAAAAUACUAACACAUAUGAUUCUUAACUAUGAAACAACCGAAGUACUUGAUAGUCAUUUAUUACGAUACAUUCGACUUGCAACUAUUAUUAUCAAAUCUGUUAAUUGUGAUGCUGAGCAACUUCGAUUAAUUAUCACAGAGUUAUUAAAGUCGAAAAUUCCACAAAGUAACAUACUUGGUGCUUUAGUUAACGUGGGAUAUGUAUGGAAGGAAGUAUUUUUGAUACAAGAGAAUGAAAUGGUAACUGUUUCUUUUAAACUUUGGGAAGAUGCUUUCCAAGCUUGUUUAAUCACAGUCGUGCAAAAGUAUUAUACGAACAAUCAAGUUAAAGAAUUAUAUGAAAAAAUUGUUAGCCUAUUCGAAUGGAAGUCUAUUCCUCCUAAAGUGAAUGAAAUUUUGGAUAGAAGUUUAGAACUUUUAUCGAAAGAAGAUGUAGUGAGGAUGUAUGAGUUAGAUAAAGUUACUUUUGAGCACUUUAAAUACAAUUUAAUAAAGUCUCUUGAAAUAACAUUUGUGACAAUUGGUAGCUGGCAAGAAACAUACGAUAUCUUUAUUAGAACUAAACUCUGGCCACUCUUGCGUGUGAAGGUUGCAGAUGCUAUUUGUAUAGAAUUAUUAGGUGUGUUAGGAUCUUUAGGUGUCUCUAAAGAGAAAAACAAGAAAGAUGAACCAGGAGUUUUAAUACUUAUUAACACUUUAGUUCAAAUCAUUGAAAUGGGUGCCUCAAUCGAACUAGAGGAUAAACGUUUACAGUUUGCAGCAUGUAAAGCAUUACUAUCUCUUGUAGCAAAUUCAAAUCAAAAGUACAUAGAAUAUGCUAAACCUGCCAUGAAAUUUAUAAAUAGCUUGUAGAAAUGUAUGAUGAUGAAAGAGGAUUUAAAAGUAAUUCUUAUUAGUUGUUACUGAUUAUGUAAUAGUAACAAAUGUAUAUACAUAAAUACUG